Vitis riparia (riverbank grape) is the source of this 3976-nucleotide messenger RNA. RefSeq names its product protease Do-like 7. Gene Ontology annotation, molecular function: protein binding; serine-type endopeptidase activity. Lineage: Eukaryota; Viridiplantae; Streptophyta; Magnoliopsida; Vitales; Vitaceae. The record is from RefSeq and is a predicted model, not a curated record. Gene Ontology annotation, biological process: proteolysis.
CUGAGUCGCUGCGUCGUCAUCCAAAUCGUUUUGGUGGCGUGCUGAGAUUGAACCUCGUCAGCACAGAGAGUGGACUUGUACCAAAGAGACAAAACGGCUGCUUGCACGUUCUUAUAGCCUCAUUCACUGACUCUCUCACUCGAUUCAACCAAAACCCUUCUUCACUCUCACCCUUUUCCCCAAGAUUAUACCUCAUUGUGAAGCCCUAGUCCCCCCAAUUCUCCUUUCGCUUCUCCCAGUUUCUCUCCGAUCAAAGUCCAAGAACCCCAAGAUUUAGGGUUUCCUAAUGGGUGACCCCUUGGAGAGAUUGGGAUCGGAGGAGGCCGUCGGAAUGGAAUCCUGUAUGAAGGAGGAGCUCUGCAUGGAGAUCGAUCCGCCCUUCCGGGAAAAUGUCGCCACCGCUGAGGAUUGGAGAAAGGCACUCAACACGGUGGUUCCGGCGGUGGUGGUGCUCCGGACCACCGCUUGUCGCUUUGAUACCGAGGCCGCCGGUGCCAGCUAUGCCACUGGGUUUGUGGUCGAUAAACGCCGUGGAAUCAUUCUCACUAAUCGUCAUGUUGUUAAGCCUGGGCCGGUAGUUGCGGAGGCCAUGUUCGUGAACCGUGAAGAAAUUCCUGUGUAUCCGAUAUACAGAGACCCUGUCCAUGAUUUUGGCUUCUUUCGGUAUGAUCCUGCUGCAAUACAGUUUUUGAGUUAUGAGGAAAUUCCUCUUGCCCCUGAGGCUGCUUGUGUUGGACUAGAAAUCAGAGUUGUUGGAAAUGAUAGUGGAGAGAAGGUGUCUAUUUUGGCUGGGACUCUUGCUCGUUUGGAUAGAGAUGCCCCACACUAUAAAAAGGAUGGUUACAAUGACUUCAAUACAUUCUACAUGCAAGCUGCAUCUGGGACUAAAGGUGGUUCAAGUGGUUCCCCAGUAAUUGAUUGGAAAGGAAGGGCAGUUGCCUUGAAUGCAGGGAGCAAGUCUUCAAGUGCAUCGGCAUUUUUCUUACCUUUGGAACGAGUUGUAAGAGCUUUACAAUUUCUCCAGAAGGGCAAAGAUUCUUCUACAAGUAACUGGGAGGCAGUUAGCAUUCCCCGUGGUACUCUUCAGGUGACUUUUCUUCAUAAAGGAUUUGAUGAGACACGUCGGCUUGGCCUCCAUAGUGAAACAGAACAGAUGGUACGACAUGCAUCUCCACUAGGUGAAACUGGAAUGCUUGUUGUUGAUUCUGUGGUGCCAGGUGGUCCAGCUCAUAAGCAGUUAGAGCCAGGUGAUGUGCUUGUUCGAAUGAAUGGGGAAGUAAUUACUCAGUUUUUAAAAAUGGAGACUUUGCUUGAUGACAGUGUUGACCAGACUAUUGAAUUACAGAUUGAAAGGGGUGGCACAUCCUUAACUGUAAACUUAAGGGUUCAGGAUCUGCACUCAAUAACUCCUGAUUAUUUUUUGGAAGUUAGUGGUGCAGUAAUACACCCUCUUUCUUAUCAGCAGGCUAGGAAUUUCCGUUUCAAUUGUGGUCUUGUAUAUGUUACAGAACCGGGGUAUAUGCUCUUUAGAGCUGGAGUUCCUCGCCAUGCCAUCAUUAAGAAGUUUGCUGGUGAAGAGAUAUCACGACUUGAAGAAUUAAUUUCAGUUCUAUCUAAGUUGUCUAGGGGUGCUCGAGUACCAUUGGAAUAUAUAAGCUACAUGGACCGUCAUCGGAGGAAGUCUGUUCUGGUCACAGUGGAUCGCCACGAAUGGUAUGCCCCUCCUCAGAUAUAUACUCGUGAUGACAGUACUGGUUUGUGGACAGCAAAGCCAGCUUUGCCACCUGAGUCUGUACUUCUCUCAGCUGGUAUGAACCAUCAUGGGGAAGGCCUACUAAACCAAACAGUUGCAUCAAAUACUUGUGAGGCUAGUAUGAUGGAACAUCUUCAUCAUGAUAACAAUCAUGAGUUAGCUGAUGGACUAACCAGUAUGGAAACUAGUCAAGAAAAUGUUUCUGAGGAAACACAGGCUCGUGAUGAACCUGAUGUUGGAACAAAAAAGCGACGAAUUGAAGACGAUUCAUCUGCCGAUGGAAUUGUGAUAGCAGACUGUUCAUUACAUGAACCCACAGAAGAAAAGUUGAAGAAUAUGAGAACCAUGCAAAAUGCCGUUCUAAGAGAUUAUCAAGGUGCUGCAGCAGCAGCAGCCAAUGCUUCAAUUGCUGAACGUGUGAUAGAACCCACUCUUGUGAUGUUUGAGGUUCAUGUACCACCAUCUUGUAUGCUUGAUGGUGUCCACUCGCAACAUUUUUUUGGGACCGGUGUUAUUGUACAUCAUUCUCAAUUUAUGGGAUUGGUUGCAGUUGACAAGAACACAGUUGCAAUAUCCGUGUCUGACGUGAUGCUCUCCUUUGCUGCUUUUCCAAUGGAAAUUCCAGGAGAGGUUAUUUUUCUUCAUCCUGUUCACAAUUAUGCCCUUGUUGCAUAUGACCCUUCUGCUCUGGGGCCUAUCGGUUCUUCAGUUGUUCGGGCUGCUGAAUUACUUCCUGAGCCAACAUUGCGCCGUGGGGACUCAGUCUGUCUUGUGGGGCUAAGUAGAAGCCUACAAGCAACAUCAAGGAAAUCAAUAGUCACCAAUCCAUGUGCAGCUUUGAAUAUAGGCUCGGCUGAUUGUCCACGAUACAGGGCAACCAAUAUGGAAGUCAUUGAGCUUGAUACUGAUUUUGGUAGUACAUUUUCGGGUGUAUUAACUGAUGAGCAUGGAAGAGUUCAAGCCAUCUGGGGAAGCUUCUCCACUCAGCUGAAAUUUGGUUGCAGUACAUCAGAAGAUCAUCAAUUUGUCAGAGGCGUCCCAAUUUAUACAAUCAGCCAAGUCCUUGACAAAAUCAUAUCCGGUGCUAAUGGACCAUCUCUUCUUAUAAAUGACAUCAAAAGACCAAUGCCACUUGUUAGGAUUUUAGAGGUUGAACUUUAUCCUACUUUGCUUUCAAAAGCCCGGAGUUUUGGAUUGAGCAACGAUUGGGUCCAAGCUCUUGUCAAGAAAGAUCCAAUUAGACGUCAAGUUUUACGUGUUAAGGGUUGCCUAGCAGGAUCAAAAGCUGAGAAUCUAUUAGAACAAGGUGAUAUGGUUUUAGCCAUCAACAAAGAACCAAUCACGUGCUUCCGUGACAUAGAAAAUGCCUGCCAAGCAUUAGACAUAUGUGAUGACAAUGAUGGGAAGCUUAACAUGACUAUUUUUCGGCAGGGAUGUGAAAUUGAACUACUUGUGGGAACAGAUGUUAGGGAUGGCAAUGGCACAACACGGGUGAUAAAUUGGUGUGGAAGUAUUGUACAGGAUCCUCACCCGGCGGUGCGUGCUCUUGGAUUUCUUCCAGAAGAAGGGCAUGGUGUCUAUGUGGCAAGGUGGUGUCAUGGAAGCCCAGUACACAGAUAUGGCCUAUAUGCUCUUCAAUGGAUUGUUGAAAUAAAUGGAAAGCUGACUCCUAAUUUGGAUGCUUUUGUUGAAGUUACAAAGGAAUUAGAACAUGGGGAGUUUGUGCGAGUAAGAACAGUUCACUUGAAUGGGAAACCUCGAGUACUAACAUUAAAGCAAGAUUUGCACUACUGGCCUACAUGGGAGCUGAGAUUUGAUCCUGAAACUGCAACUUGGCGCCGCAGGACCAUCAAAGCAUUAGAUUCCUGUGCUGCAUGAAAACGCAGUACAAACUGUCAUAUUUUCCUUGGAAGAAGCAAAAUUGCUUUUGGUCCCAUUUUUCAGGGAACCAAUGUUCACUUGCGGUUUUCAUGCUGCUGUUCUGAGACUCGAGGUGUAGUUAAUUGUACUAGUGCUAGGAGUAAGUGGCAAGGCAUUUAUCUAGAGUUGUAAGGCAGGUUAUUGUGCGUAUGAUGUAAUUUAUAAUUGAUAAUUGACGAUAAACUCUAGAGGAUCAUCAUCCUCAACAGAGGAAUCUUCAUUUAUUAGUAUGGAUGAGUUAAAAGGGUUACUACAUGUGAAUGAUUGGAUAAAAAGAAAUAAAAGGUUCUUUGUUGCCACUUA